AGCAUUUUUCAUGUGCCAUACGUUGUAGAAGUUAAUAUGCAGAGGUGUGUCUCUUUAUUAUUGGUGGUGCUAUAUAUAGUGGGUGAUGUGGAGCCUAGGAGAAGUGAAGUCCUACCGCAAACCAUGUCUUAUCCUCCGAUACAGGCUCUACACUUGCUGCUCCUUCUCUUCUUAAUACCUUCUUCCAUUGCUAUUCCAUACACUGAAGUUUGUCAGGGAUUGUUCCGUAAAGUUCUUAGCGAAGAUAUUGAAGAUGUAGAGCCAGUUGAGGCAGGAGUCAUUGAAUUGCAGCUCAACUCCACUCGGAAAGUUUUAAACGGAACUGAGCUCGUCUUUGUAUGGAGUAUGGAUACUGUCCCUCGCUCGGAGUCUUUUGAAAUCUUAUUAAAAUUUGAUUGCUUCCAUUUUGAGGAUUCAUUGGUUCGAUUUGGAGGGUCCUCAUUUGGUAGAGUCAAUCUGACAUCACCGCUAGAUUAUAAUUGUUCGGUUCUGACAUGUUUUCGAAUUCCCUUUUUUGGAAAUGAGGCAUACUACCGGAUGUUUGGACCUUAUCAAAGUCACCAAAAAAGCAACAUUAUAGAAGUAUCUAGUAGUCCCGGUCCCUCCUCCACUACAAUCCCUACUGAUGGCACCUCCUCUGUGUAUUCCUCUGUCUCCUACUCCACAUUCCUUGAAGAUGAUGAAUUUGAUGAUGACUUCUAUGCUACAAAAUUCACAAUAUCAUCACCUUCUACUUCCAUGCCAUACACUAAUACAAAGACACCACUGCAUAAUCCUCCUAGUGCUACUACUAGUAUUGAUAGAGUCAUUGAAGGGACUUUUACUAGUGGUAGUUAUUCUUCUGUCUCUUCCGAUGCUGUUCAAUCCACGAUGAGUUCAAGGUUGACAUCAUCUGUUUCUAUACUGACACCAAUUGAGAGUGGAUCAGUUCAAGGAUCAGGAAAUCAGACACAAGAUUAUACAAAUCAAGUUAUUUUUGCAGUAGUUUCAUCAAUAAUUUUAACUACAACACUAAUUGUGUGUGGAAUGGUUGCAUGGACAACUGCCAGAAAAUGCCUUUCAAGAAAGAAGAUUGCUAAAGAGAUCCAAGAAAAUUUGGGAAAAACUGAGCUUCUUCUUGUCCAUGUCACCCCCUCUCCAUCACUCUACACUAUCAUCUCACCUCUCCAGACAUUCACUGCCUCAUAUAAUGACACCAGCAAUGACUCCAAAUCCGACAUUAAAGACACCACCACAUCAUCAUCACCAUCAUCAUCAGCAAUACCAUCACCUCCAGUUUCCCCCACAUCAUCAGACAACCUUUUCACCAGUAAAACAGACUCAUUUAUCUCACACAGAAUAUCAACAAAACCAGUUAAUACUUCAAUGUCUACUGACACUCUCUCCUCAUAUGAUAGCUGCUCUAUAGAAGUCACAGAGACUGCAGCUUUAAAAAGACAUUUACCAGCAAGUACACCCCAGCCUACAGCCUUGCCUCCUGUAGAGUUGCUUCAGUUGGAGCUGGAGCCUGGCCACACUUCAUCAAGUUCAGACUGGUCAUCUUCAGGUAGCUGCAUUACUUAUUAUAAAGUUUUUGAAAGAAGGAGGGAUAGAGUGGAAGGAGAGGUUGAUAUCAGUGGAGAUAAGACUUGUAGUACUUACUCUGAUCGCGACGAUCAUCAUCAUCAUCAUCAUCAUCGUUAUAGUUUGCUAGAUCAUUUUUCUUCAUCUCAAACUACUGGACACACUUACAUUCAGGACUGCAACAGUUUUAACAGCUCCUGUAGUUGAAAUUAACUGGGAGAUCUUGUUAUUAUAAUAAUCAUUGACAAUUCAUAUCAUUUAUUCAUUUCAAAUCAAUUAUUAUUAUUCAAA
Amphimedon queenslandica is the source of this 1854-nucleotide messenger RNA. RefSeq lists its product as uncharacterized. NCBI's taxonomy places the organism in Eukaryota, Metazoa, Porifera, Demospongiae, Haplosclerida, Niphatidae. The record is from RefSeq and is a predicted model, not a curated record. The transcript is spliced from 7 exons. The coding region runs from base 37 to 1770 and encodes 577 amino acids.